Molecule: messenger RNA, 1497 nt
Organism: Gossypium arboreum
Lineage: Eukaryota; Viridiplantae; Streptophyta; Magnoliopsida; Malvales; Malvaceae
Exons: 3
Coding region: 1-1497 (498 amino acids)
Source: RefSeq, a predicted model, not a curated record
AUGAUAGAGAACGCGAUAAGAUGUGGAAGGAUUGAAGCAGGGGAAAGUGCUAAGAGAUCAACCCCGAGAAGGAAAGAGAACGAUGUGAACAACACGAGUAUGUAUAAUAAGCCAGUCACUAUGAGCCAACCAAAGGUGGUGACUACCAGCCAUCAGGGCUUCGCAAGACGAGACUUCAACCCAAGGCCUAACACGGAAAGAGUCCAGUUUACGCCUAUCCCGAUGUCCUACAAGGAAUUGUACCAAAGCUUAUUCGAUGCCCAUGUAGUGUCGCCCUUCUAUCUAAAGUCGAUGCAACCCCCAUUCCCCAAAUGGUAUGACGCAAAUGCCCAAUGCGAAUAUCAUGCAGGAGCCACAGGGCACUCGAUAGAAAACUGCACCACUUUCAAGAAGCUGGUUGAAAGACUUAUCAACAUGGGCAUCGUGAAAUUUGAUGAUACACCUAGUGCAGAAAACUCAUUACCUAAUCAUGGGGAUAAGGGUAUAAAUGCCAUAAUCGAGAGUUCAGGGAAGGAAAUUAAGAUGAAUGUUGCAGAAGUGAAUACUCCGCUAAAAGAAGUAUGGAAGAAAAUAGUGGAAAAAGGGUUGGUAACACAGAAUUCAGGGGACAGACACCAAGGAGCAAAAAGUUAUUGCGAGUUCCAUAAUCAAGAGGACCAUGAGAUUCAGAAAUGCAGCAAAUUCAGGGCUCUAGUACAAGGGUUAAUGGAUAAUAAGGAGCUGGAAUUCUUCAAGUAUGUUAGGAACCCAGAAGGAACAGACGUGUGUGCUUCAAAGGAAGGGUCAACGAGAAACGCUUGUAAAAUCAACCACCCAUUGGUUAUCAUAUCAAGCUUAAGAACUAAUGAAGACGGGACACAAGUCGCACCAAAAGUCGUGAUCCAGAAGCCCGUUGCUUUCCCUUAUAAAGAUAGCAAGAGGGAACCAAAAUUGCCGAAGAAAGGAUCCCAACAGUUGAGCAAAGGAAAGAAAAGACAGUCGGGUUUGAAUCGCCAGUCAAUGAGUGCAGAAUCGAGAAUGAAGCCGAAAAUUCUUAAAAUUUUAAAACACAGUGAAAUAAAUGUCGUGGAACAACUACAUAAGCAACUGGCUCGCAUUUCGGUGCUAGCUUUACUUUUGAGCUCAGAAACACAUCGGAGCGCGUUAAUGAAAGUGCUGAACGAGACAUACGUCGCGCAUGACAUCUCUGUCAACAAACUGGACUGCCUGGUCAACAAUAUCAGCGUCGACAAUUUUAUUUUCUUUAACGACAGCGAAAUACCACCAGGAGAGGAAGACAUCAUUACAUCUGUUACCAGCAACGCACCAUAUGUGAGGACAGAUGAUGAAGCCAUAGAAUGUUCUUUUCGAUCAUUGGAGUUUGUAAAUGCGACCUUUGUUAUCGAAGAAAAUAAAGUACCGACACCCAGACUUUCCAAAACCACAAGAAUGGGACUACAACUAAUGGUUGGGAAGGGAGCCUUGCCAGGGAGAAGACUUGGAAGAAGCCUACAAUGA